Molecule: messenger RNA, 2832 nt
Organism: Cygnus atratus (black swan)
Lineage: Eukaryota; Metazoa; Chordata; Aves; Anseriformes; Anatidae
Gene: QARS1
Product: glutaminyl-tRNA synthetase 1
Exons: 22
Coding region: 32-2635 (867 amino acids)
Biological process (GO): glutaminyl-tRNA aminoacylation; translation
Cellular component (GO): aminoacyl-tRNA synthetase multienzyme complex; cytosol; cytoplasm
Molecular function (GO): ATP binding; glutamine-tRNA ligase activity
Source: RefSeq, a predicted model, not a curated record
CUCCCCGGGCGGGGAGGAGGAGGGCGCCAAGAUGGCGGCGGCGAUGGCGGCGGCGGCGGAGCCGGCGGAGGAGGAGGCGGAGGCGCUGGGGCUCUUCACCGGCAUCGGCCUGAGCGAGGCCAAGGCCCGCGAGACGCUGCGCAACGCCGCCCUCAGCGCCCAGCUCCGCCGGGCCGUGCUGCAGGCCCGCGGUGCGCUGGGCUCCGGCCUGGACAAGGCCACCGGGGCUCUGCUCUACAACGCGGCCGCCCGGCUCCGCGACCCCGGCCGCCUGGCCUUCCUCGUGGCGUACAUCGGCCGCGGGGACAUCCGCAGCGACCUGCAGCUCGGCGCCGCCCUGCAGUACCUGCGCAGCCACCCGCUUGACCCCCUGGAUGCAGCCGACUUCGAGCAGGCGUGCGGCGUGGGCGUGCGGGUCAGCCCCGAGCAGAUCGAGGAGGCGGUGGAGGCCGUGAUCAGCCGGCACCGGGAGGAGCUGCUGGCCGAGCGCUACCGCUUCAACAUGGGGCUGCUGAUGGGGGAGGCGCGCAGCCGGCUGCAGUGGGCGGACGGGAAGAGCAUCAAGAACGAGGUGGACCUGCAGGUGCUGCAUUUGCUGGGACCAAAGACAGAAGCAGACCUGGAAAAGAAACCAAAGGCUACGAAGGCCCGGCCGGUCCAGGAAGAGAAGCAGAAGGCGCCCGCGGUGGAGAACGGUGAGGGGCUCUGUCAUCCUGCCAGGAGCUGCCCCAGCCCUCCGGUUCCUGGGGCUCGGCCCCAGGAGCAACCUGGGCUGUGGUCAGGCAGCUCGCAGUGCUUGGGGAGCUCCCUUUGUCCCAUCAGGCAGCGCUGCUGCUGCACGUUUUGUCCUUUACGGGUAAAAAGUGAGGUCUCAGCAGCACAGUGGGCAGGCGGAGGAGGAGGAGGCGGCACCGGCUCGGCCCUGUCUCUCUUUGCAGGCGAGGUGGGCACGGAGACGAAAUCGCUGCUGGAGCAGCUGCGGGGAGAAGCCCUCAAGUUCCACAAGCCGGGAGAGAACUACAAGACGGAGGGCUACGUGGUGACGCCCAACACCAUGGCGCUGCUGAAGCAGCACCUGGCAGUCACGGGCGGGCAGGUGCGGACGCGGUUCCCCCCUGAGCCCAACGGGAUCCUGCACAUCGGACACGCCAAGGCCAUCAACUUCAAUUUCGGCUACGCCAAGGCCAACGGGGGCGUGUGCUUCCUGCGCUACGACGACACCAACCCCGAGAAGGAGGAGGAGAAGUACUUCACGGCCAUCCGGGAGAUGGUGGAGUGGCUCGGCUACCAGCCCUACGCGGUGACCCACGCCUCGGACUACUUCGACCAGCUCUACGCCUGGGCCCUGGAGCUCAUCCGCAGGGGCCAGGCCUACGUCUGCCACCAGAAGGUCGAGGAGAUCAAGGGCCACAACCCGCCGCCCUCGCCGUGGCGGGACCGGCCCGUGGAGGAAUCGCUCCUGCUCUUCGAGGACAUGCGAAAGGGCAAGUUUGGGGAGGGGGAGGCCACGCUGCGGAUGAAGCUGGUGAUGGAGGACGGGAAGAUGGACCCCGUCGCCUACCGCGUCAAGUUCACUCCGCACCACCGCACCGGGGACAAAUGGUGCAUCUACCCCACGUACGACUACACGCACUGCCUGUGCGACUCCAUCGAGCACAUCACGCACUCCCUCUGCACCAAGGAGUUCCAGGCCAGGCGCUCCUCCUACUUCUGGUUGUGCAACGCGCUGGACGUCUACUGCCCUGUGCAGUGGGAGUACGGGCGCCUGAACCUGCUCUACACCGUCGUCUCCAAGAGGAAAAUCAUCCGCCUGGUGGAGACGGGUGCUGUGAGGGACUGGGACGACCCGCGGCUCUUCACCCUGACAGCCCUGCGCCGGCGAGGCUUCCCCCCCGAGGCCAUCAACAACUUCUGCGCCCGGGUCGGUGUGACCGUGGCCCAGGCAACGAUGGAGCCGCACCUGCUGGAGGCAUGCGUGCGGGAGGUGCUGAACGAGCAGGCCCCCCGCGCCAUGGCCGUGCUGGAGCCUCUCAAGGUCACCAUCACCAACUUCCCCGCUCCUGAGACAAUCGAUGUCCUUGUGCCCAACUUCCCAGCCGAUGAGAGCCGGGGCUUCCACAAAGUGCCCUUCCAGCCCACCGUCUACAUCGAGGAGACCGAUUUCAGGGAGGAGCUGGACAAGGGCUACAAGCGGCUGGCCCCGGGGCAGCCCGUGGGACUGCGCCACGCUGGCUACGUCAUCGCCGUCCAGAACGUCAUCAAGAACGCCAGCGGGCGCGUGAUGGAGCUGGAGGUGACCUGCACGAAGUCAGACGCGGCCGAGAAGCCCAAAGCCUUCAUCCACUGGGUGUCGGAGCCUCUGACGUGCGAAGUGCGGCUCUACGAGCGGCUGUUUUUGCACAAAAAUCCCGAGGACCCAGCGGAGGUUCCGGGGGGCUUUCUGAGCGAUCUCAAUCCUGACUCCCUGCGCGUGGUGGACAAUGCCCUGGCUGACAGAUCCGUCCUCGCCGCCCAGCCCUUUGCCAAAUUCCAGUUUGAGCGCCUGGGCUACUUCUCCGUGGAUCCCGACAGCACGGAGGGGAAGCUGGUGUUCAACCGCACGGUGACGCUGAAGGAAGACCCUGGCAAAGCCUGAGCGGAGGCCCCGUUGCCCCCGCCACCGCCGCCGCUUGCGUGCCCGGCUGUGGGGCCGCGUCCCUGGGGGGGGGGGGGGGUCAGGCUGGAGCCCGGCCCCUGCGCCCCCCUCCCCAGCGCCACAGCUGCCUUAGCACAGCCCCGCGGGGCCGUGCCCGCCCCCCCCACGGCAUCACCUCAAUAAACUGGAGCAUCCCA